Leishmania braziliensis MHOM/BR/75/M2904 is the source of this 3825-nucleotide messenger RNA. RefSeq lists its product as hypothetical. NCBI's taxonomy places the organism in Eukaryota, Euglenozoa, Kinetoplastea, Trypanosomatida, Trypanosomatidae. Gene Ontology annotation, cellular component: cytosol; nuclear envelope. Gene Ontology annotation, biological process: protein import into nucleus. The record is from RefSeq and is a predicted model, not a curated record. The transcript has a single exon. Bases 1 to 3825 code for a protein of 1274 amino acids.
AUGUCUCUGGACUUCUUAGUGUCGCAGAUUCUUACCCCUGACAAUGUCCAGCGCGCUGUGGCGGAGGCAGAACUGGAGCGGCGGAGCCGAGAGGUGCCCGGGUUCUGCUUCUCUCUUGCUCGCUACUGCCGAACGCUUAUGAGCAGUCAGUCCUCACACACUGUUGGUUUAGUCGCUCUGUCUGUUCUAAAGCGCAGUGUGAUGGCGUCGAAUAGCGCAGAGGAGCUUGAACAGGUCGUUUCUUCGCUCCUUUCGGACCUGAGUGACAUUGCUGCCUUACCUGGUGGUGCUGCAGCGGUGAUGCGGCAGUGGUCCUCGGCGGUGUGCAAAACUGUUCGGCGGCUUGUCGUCUUGUGGGCUUCACCCACCGCGACACCAGCCGCCGGCGAGGCUACGACUGGUGCUAUUAUAGCGCAGCUUCUUGGUGCCUUUGGCCAGUAUCGAAACGCUGACGCCAGCGGGCUGCUGUCGGUUUUCAGCCAUGUGUGGCUGUUGCGAACCAUGUUCGAGGAGCCAAUGCCAGAGGUGAUGCAUGCAUGGUGUGCUGAGCUGCUUUUGAGCUGUGCACCGCCUCUCUUCGAAAUCUUGUGCACCAGCGCAGCAGCUGCGCUGAGCAUGUCAUUGCCCGACUCCUCUGCGCUCGCGGCAGAUUCGGCGGAGGUCUACGCGCGCUGCUCUCUCUUGACCCUCAUUGCUCAAACCCUGACAGCUCUCUAUGAAUGGCAAUUUGCGUUCAAUGGACGGAAGCGCUCCCCUGUUGAGCUCAAGCACCACUUCCUCUCAGCCUAUCCGCUCCUACAGCCUUUUAUGUGCACCCCAUGCGCACACUGGCUGUCAGUGUGCAUCGGCGCAACCUCGUCCUCCACAGACACCCUUCCAUCUGCAGAGGCGCUCGCUGCCAACCUUGCCACAGCGUCGCUGGCUGUGCUCGAAUACGUGUCGAGUGUGCUGCAGUUGAGUGGGUGGUACAAGCAAUGUAUUUCGGCGCAGCUCUUGCAAGUACUGCUGCAGUCACUAGAAGCUGACGCAGCUUGCUAUCGUGCCGCGUUAUGCGGCGACGGUGGUGAGGAGGCAUACAGUGUUGCGGCAAGCGCUGAGUGGACUGGGUGGCCACACGCAGGGAGUGGCGGCGGCGAACCCAAUGAGGACACUUUGUCGUAUACCUGGGCAGCGGUGGUGCGCCGGCACGCCACACAGAGCUGGUCCCUUUUUCGAGACGCAGCUUUGCUGCCAUUCCUCAAGGUCGGCUUAGUGGAUGUUGUGGGCCACCAAUGCGGACUACAGUACUACAAGCUGCUCCUGACCUACGCCGUCCUCUCGCCUGCCGAUGUGGAGGCGUGGCUUCACGACCCGAAUUCGUUUUUGCGCGAGGAAGAGGAGCGCGAGGACGGAGUGAGGUGGACAACCCGCGACACCGUCGCGCAGCUCUACACAGACAGCAUAGCAGCUCUUGGCCCGCUCUUCCUGCACGCCUCUUUGGAGGAUUUGCAUGAGUGUCUCUUGGCAGCCAUCCCAGACAACGACGGCAGGGAAUGCAGUAGUGAACAGCCUUCACUCGCCUACGAUGGCGCGGUUAUUCUCACUCCAUCGCAGCAGCAGCGAGAGGCAGCCCUUUUCUUCAUGGAGGCCGUGCUGAAGCGCCGUGCGAAGGAGUUGCGUGAGUGCGGUGCAGUCGACUUCACUCCACUCGCUACGCACUUGUGGAGCAAUGACGUGGCAAGUGCUACAGUGCACCCUGGCUUGACAGCGCGGGCGCUCAUGCUGCUCACCGCCAUCGUGCGACUCGCUCACGCGACGCUCGCUGCCACCGCACCCACCGCCUCCGCAGACGCCGCCGCGGCAACGAACACUGCAACGGCAGCGGAGAGCUUUAUGGCCACUGUUGUCGCGGACAGCACCCAUGCAUUAUCUCUUUUCACCGGAACGUCAAAGGAGGCUGUAGCAGCAUCGUCAUCCUCAUGCACGCCACUGGUCGCAGUGCUCCUCUGCCGGUUUCUGCACGGCACGCUGCCGUACUGGUCCGAUGUGCUGCUUGCGCAGCACUUUGUUGCAUGGCAGGUUUCGCUACUAGCGCUUCUUUCUCCCAAGGCAGGCCUCACUGAUGACACAUUGUACAAUACGGUGGAGCAGUUGGCGGAUCUCCUCAAGGUGGCGUGUGCCGCACAGAAAAAGGGCCGUCAAUCGCAUCACGGCAGCGCAAGCACUGCGGCUGCAGCUCCACUCAUGUCUAGCUCUCUCCCACAGACGGUGAUGAACUGCUGGCGCCGUAACGUCAGCGACCCUAAUCUCGCGGAUGUUGUACUGAGGUUGCUGCGCCACGUCGUGCGCGACGACCAAAGCGGUGCAUCGCUUUUGCUACGGGAGCUGCCGUGGGUCAACAAUGUCCUCAGUGGCUAUGCGGAGUCUACAGCAGAGCUGUGUGCUGUUCCGUACUUUUUGCAUCUGCUGAAGUACUUCUUUGAGUAUUCGUCGGACGAAGUGGCGAAUGGCGCUGCUACGAUGAUACUAGACAGUCUGUGUCAGCUCCUCUUGUCCGCCGAGGAGUCGGCGAUCCUUGGCGCAUUAAGCGGCUGCCUUGCUGCUCUGCUGCGGCGCUGUCUUGCGGUACAGUCAGUGCAGGUGCGCGUUGCCGUUGCAACCAUGGAGGCCGCCAUGACUAGUGGCGCUGCUGUCGACGAAGGUGCCCUCCCCGGAGUCGUCAGUACCACCGCGCUCGUUGUGGACGCCCCUCGCGCGGCCUACCCCUUCUCCACCGUCAUCGUCGCCUUUGUCCUUCGCACGCUUGAUGACCGCCGCAAUGAGGCAUCGCUGAUGGACAUGGGUGAUGCCCUCGUGGCCAUCAUGCAGAGGUCCCCCAGCUUCUCCGAGGCGGAGCUCAUCCAUGUCAUCCACGCUACGGUGCGCCGGCUUUCUAUGGUGCGCACGGACACUGUUGCGCAGCAGUUGCUGGCUCCUCUGGCCACCUUGAUGGCGCUUCAUCCUGCGGCUCUGCUGCGAACGCUGGCACAAGGAGGGUCGCUCGUGGAGACGAUGAGCCGCUGGCUACCGCAAGUGGAGCACUUCUCGAAUUUGCGCACCACCUUUGUCUCAUGCGAGGGGCUGCUCAAGAUGCUCUCAUGCUUAUCUCAGUCAUCACCACCGAUGCUGGCGUCAGAAGAAGCACAACAAUUAGCGCAGCAGCCGGUGACGUGCCGCUGGCGGCUGCCUGAGGAACUCGCUGCAAGCGAGAAGGGUUCGCGUACGGCGCAGCGUAAAGGCGUCAAAAAAGGCUCAGUUGCAGCAACGCGUCGGGCCAUAUUGUCUUCGCUCACCUCCGGGGCGUCGGUAGAAACGUCGCUGCCAUUGUACGCCGGGGUGCUUGUUGGCGUCGGCCGUGGUCUACUGACGUUGCUGGCGGCUCCUGUUUCUCUUCUUUGUCGCGCAUGUCAAGCAGCUGGUGACACCACGACGCCAAGAAUCGGGAUUGAUACGAGCACUUUCCCGUCGGACGAGGAUGAUGACAACAGCAACGAGCUUUUCCGCGAGGAUAUCGCCGACGGUGAUCAUGAGGAAGAGGAUAUGUGGGAAGAGGAGGUGGACAGCUCUGACGACGAGGCUCAAGGUGACGCUCGGCAGUCGGAGGCGCCGGACAUCAAUGGAUACUCUCCCCAUGAGAGGUCAGAUCGACAAUGGUUGUUGCGUCCAAUUGGUGCACUGAUGCUACCGUGGCUUCAGACGCAUGGCAGUGAAGUGGCAUCGUUUUUUACUGUGCAAGAGGUUCAAACACUGAUGUCCUUCUUAACUUCCUGCGCAGAGAUCGGUGCAUGUGAUUCUUCAGCGACCUGA